Columba livia (rock pigeon) is the source of this 7707-nucleotide messenger RNA. RefSeq names its product microtubule-actin cross-linking factor 1, isoforms 6/7-like. Gene Ontology annotation, molecular function: microtubule binding; structural molecule activity; calcium ion binding. The transcript is spliced from 38 exons. Gene Ontology annotation, biological process: intermediate filament cytoskeleton organization; wound healing. The record is from RefSeq and is a predicted model, not a curated record. Gene Ontology annotation, cellular component: cytoplasm; intermediate filament; membrane. Lineage: Eukaryota; Metazoa; Chordata; Aves; Columbiformes; Columbidae. Bases 777 to 7007 code for a protein of 2076 amino acids.
AGCAGUGGGUCCGGUUGCAGGCAGCAGUGGGUCCGGUUGCAGGCAGCGUGGGUCUGGGUGCAGGCAGCAGUGGGUCAGGAUGCAGGCAGCGUGGGUCAGGGUGCAGGCAGCGCUGCGGCAGGGCUCUGGCGGGGCUGGCGUGGGAGGGUCCUGCCGGCUGGCGCAGGGAUUUAUGGCUGCGGCAGUGCCGGCAGGGUGGGAGCCGCCUGCCCGUGACGCUGCCUGCUGGGGGUGCCGCAGCCCCCGGCCCUCUCCCCCGGCAGCUCCCCGGCCGCCUUUGUGGGCCCUGUGGCCAGAUGGCUCCUUUCUCCCGGCUCCGCGGCCGCCGGGUUAAUCUAACGGCACAAAGCGCUGCCGGCCCGAGCAUCUGCCCGUCUGCCGCGCGCUGCCUCCCGUGCCCCUCGUGCGCUCGUCUGCUAACGAGGCAGCGCCGGCCGGCAGGGACACACACCCCGGGUGGUGGCGACGCCACCAGUGCCUCGGGGCCCCCUCCCUCCACGUGGGUGACACCAGCGCCUCGUCCCUCGUUGUCUCCAGGCCCCAACUCUCAGCAGCCCUUUGCCCGGGAGGGCUGGGACCCUCAAAGCCCAGUCAGGGAUUUGGCAGCACCAGCAGCGGCCGGGGCGCAGGCGCAGCGGGAGCGGGGCCGGAGGGCGACCCGGGCGCAGGACGGGUCCGGGUGCCAUGUGGCACCGCGGUGGCUCCGAUAACGUGCGUCCUCCUGGCUCGUUUCAGGCCGGGAUUUGAGGGGGGGGCCCGGCGCCCGUGCCCGCGCCAUGGGGAACUCGGUGAGCCGGCCCAGCUGCCUGGGCGAGAAGAGCCGACGGCCGGACGAGCUCCUCCGGGAGCUGCCGCGCCGCGACACAGGGCUGGAUGCGGGGCAGCCGCCCGGCAGGAGCGCCACGGAGGCCUGGCCGGUGCUGCCGGAGAAGCCGCCGGUGGAGAACGGCUGGAGCGCGGUGUCCGGUGCGCGGAGCCGCCCGGGCAGCCCCGUGCUGAAGCGCAGCCAGUCGGAGGUGACGGUGCAGAAUGGCAGCUCGGCCUGUGUCCCACUGCGGGGACAGGGACAGGGACAGGGACAGGGACAGGGACAGGCGGGGGGCGCGGCCUGGACGCCCCCCCGGGCCGGUGUCCCCCGCGGCGCCUGGUCCUGGAAACCCGUCACCACGCGGGAGGUGACGGAGGUGACGGAGGUGACCGAGACCAUCGUGACGGAGAUCGUGGAGGUGACCGAGUACCCCGCCGGCGAGAAGGGCGGCGAGCCCCUGGUCACCCGGACGGUCACGGUGCUGACGGAGCGCGCGGGGGAGCCGGCGGCUGGCGGCCGCUGCGGACAGACGGACACCGUGGAGGUGUCCCCGCAGACAGUCGCCGUCCCCGAGGAGGCGGCGGGCGCGGAGCGAGGGCAGGACACGCCGGAGAGCCUCCUGGCGUGGGUGGCUGACAUGGAGGAGCUGGUGAGGAACCAAAAGCCGCCGUCGGCAGAGGUGAAGGUGGCCAAGGCACAGCUGGAGGAGCAGAAGCUCCUGAGGCGGCUGCUGGAGGAGCGGCGGCCGCGCGUGGAGCUGGUGCUGCAGGACCGGGCCAUGCUGCCGGCACACGGCACCGGCACCGUGGCGCCCGAGGGGACUGGCGGCCGCCACGGCCUCGGGGAGCGCUGGGACGAGCUGAUGCGGGAGGCUGAAGCCAGGUACGGCCGCCUGGAGAGGAUCCUGCCGGCGGCGCAGGCCUUUCAGGAGGCCGUGGACUCCUUCCAGGAGUGGCUUGGUGCCACCGAGCGGCAGCUGGCCCAGCUGUGGCACGCCAACGGCUGUGUCGGCCGCGUGCAGGACGCCCACCGGCAAACCCAGGCCCUGUGCGAGGAGAUCCGCGGGCGGCUGGGAGAGCUGGACGGCGCCCUGGAGAGCGGGCAGCGGGUCCUGGACAUGGUGACAGGGGAGGAGGCGCAGCUGGCGCAGGAGAAGCUGGAGUCGCUGAGGAUGCGGUACCUGAUCGCCGGGCAGAGCUGCGCCGACACGGAGCAGCGGCUGGCGCAGACACUGGAGGCCUCGUCCCGCCUGGGCUCGGCGCAGGAGGAGCUGGCGCCGUGGCUGAGCCGCCUGGAGCAGGAGCUGGGCUGCGGGGACGGCCGGGAGCCCCCGCUCAGCACUGGCGACAGGGAGAAGCUGGAGCAGCUCCUGGCCUCCCAGCUGUCCCACGUGGCCGCGCUGGCCGAGCGCCUGGAGUCCAUUGGGCAGGUGCAGCUGGACGCACCGGUGCUGCGCUCACAGCUCGCUGACCAGAAGCUGCUCGCGGCCGAGAUCCUGCAGCAGCGUGGGCUGGUGGAGCGGCUGCUGGCGCUGGCGGAGCCGCUGCUGCCGCGCUGCCCCGAUGCCCUGCACCUCCAGAGCUCGGUGCCGGCGCUGCGGGAGCGCACGGAGCAGCUGUUGGUGCGCAGCGGCGCCUGCGCCGUGCGGCUGGAGCACGCACAGGCCCUGCUGGCCCAGUUCGCCGAGGCGCUCGAGGAGCUGUCGCCCUGGCUGGACGAGACGCAGGGCCUGGGCGUGCAGCUCGCCCCCAGCGCCAUCACCUACGAGGCCUUCAAGGAGCAGCAGGCGCUGCUGCAGUGCCUGCGCGAGGCCAUCGCUGAGCACCGGCCGCUGAUGGGGAAGCUGCAGCGCGUCUCGGCGCAGCUGGAGGAGCUGAGCCCGGAGCAGGGAGCCACAUUCCGGCAGCGCUGGCGCGAGGCGGAGGAGCGGUACGGCCGCAUCCGCGAGCGCGUGGGGCAGGCGGCCGCGCUGCUGGAGGACGCUCUGCCGCGGUACAGCCAGCUGACGGAGCGCAUGGACCUGCUGCGGGAGUGCCUGGAGCGGCUGCAGAGCCGGCUGCAGAGCCAGCCCCCGCUGCGCGGAGACGCGGCACAGCUGCGCGAGCGCCUGCGCGAGAACAGCCUGGUCCUGGCCGAGCUGGACAAGCUGGGAGCGGCGCUGGAGACGGUGCAGGCGCAGGGCGGCGAGCUGCUGGCCAGCAUGCCGGCGGCAAACUCCGACGCUGCUGCCAGAGGGAUCCAGGAACGGACGGCACAGCUGCUGGCGCAGUGGGGCUGCCUGCGUGGCCACUGCCAGGACCAGGAGCAGCGGCUGCGGGAGCUGCUGGCCCUGGCCGAGCGCUUCUGGCACGGCCUGGCCGAGCUGGCGCUGGCGCUGAGCGACACCCAGCAGCUGGUGCUGGGGCUGGAGGAGGCCGGUAGCGAGCCCGAGGCCAUCCGUGCGCGGCUGCGCACCAUGCAGGCGCUGCGGGAGGAGAUCGACUCGCUGCAGGGGGAGCUGGACGCGCUGGGCAGCCUGGGCGUGGAGCUCAUGGCGUCCUGCGGGGACCCCGACAAGCCCGACGUCACCAAGAGCCUGGAUGAUCUCUACUCCUCCUGGCACAGCCUGAGCGCGGUGUGGACGGAGCGGAGCGGCCGCCUCGAGGAGCAGCUCCAGGCCGCCCUUGGCUACCAGGACACUGUGCAGCGGCUGCUGGAGUGGCUGGACGCGGCUGAGCUGCGCAUCGCCGAGGAGUUCCUGGUCGGGGGGGACGCGGACAUGGUGCAGCAGCAGCUGGCGGAGCUGAAGGAGUUCAAGCGGGAGCUGUACCAGUGCAAGGUGGAUCUGGAGAGUCUGCGGCCCCCGGGGGGCACCGCUCAGGGGGACCCCCCGGCCCCGCUCCGCGACUUCCGCCAGCGCUGGGACCGGCUGGAGGAGGAGAUCGUCAGCCGGCAGCACCAGCUGGAGGCGGCGCUGCUGGGGCUGGGGCAGUUCCAGCACCAGCUGGAGGAGCUGCUGCAGUGGCUGCAGCGCACGGGCGAGCAGCUGCAGGGCCCCGCGCCGCUGCGCCCCGACCUGCAGAGCUGCGAGAUCGAGCUGGCCAAGCACAAGGUGCUGCGCAACGACGUGAUGUCCCACGCACGCACGGUGGAGUCGGUGAACGAGGCCGGGCAGGGGCUGCUGCUGUGCAGCCCCGGGGAGAGCGCGGAGGGGCUGCGGCGCAGCCUGCGCCAGCUCAACCAGCGCUGGGACCUGGUGCGCAGCGAGACCGAGAGCCGCCAGCUGGAGCUGGAGAACAACCUCAGCCAGGUGCAGGACAUCACGCUGGAGAUGACGGAGCUGCUGCAGUGGCUGGAGCAGGUGGAGCUGCAGCUCUUCUUCUCCAAGCCGGCCUGGGGCCACCCCGACACCACCAAAGAGACGCUUGCGGCACAUCUGGAGCUGUGCAAGGAGCUGGAGGCCAGGCAGGAGUCGUUCUCCGGCGUGCGGGAGCGGCUGCGGCGGCUGCUGGGCGCGUGCGGCGCGGGCCGGCCCUGCGGCACCGAGCACAGCCUGCGCAUCCUGCAGCACAAGUGGGACAGCGUCAGCGCCGAGGCCCAGGAGCGGAAGGAGCGCCUGGCCGAGGGGCUGACGGUCACCGCCGAGUUCCACGGCAGCGUGCAGGAGCUGCUGCGCUGGGUGGCCCACGCCGAGGAGCUGCUGGCGUCCCCUGCGCCGCCCAGCUUCGUCCUGGACACCGUCACCACGCAGCUCCAGGAGCACAAGGCGCUGGUGAAGGAGGCAGCGGCGCGCGGGGAGCAGCUGGGCAGCCUGGAGGCCACGGCGGCGCGGCUCAAGGAGUUCAGCGGGAAGCAGGAUGGAGCCGCGGUGCAGAGCCAGGUGCUGGCGGCGCGGGAGCGGCUGGGCCGGCUGCUGCAGCAGGCCGGGGAGCGCGGCGCCGCGCUGGAGGAGGCCCGGCGGCGUGCCAAGCAGUUCAGCGAGUCGCGGCGGCUGCUGCUGGACUGGAUGGACGAGGUGGAGCGGAGCCUGGAGGAGCUGCAGGACGUGGCCACCAGCCAGGACGAGAUCAAGUGCCAGCUGGCUGAGCACAAGGCGUUCCAGAAGGUUCUGCGCUCCAAGCGGCCGGUGUACGAGGCGACGCUGCGCAGCGGGCGGGCGCUGCGGGAGCGAGCGCGGCUCCCCGAGGACCUGCAGCCGCUGGAGGAGCUGCUGGGGGAGCUGCGCCAGCGCUGGGACGCGCUGUGCGGCCGCGCCGUGGAGAGGCAGCACAAACUGGAGGAGAACCUGCUGUUCUCGGGCAAGUUCACGGACGCGCUGCAGGCGCUGAUGGACUGGCUGUACCGCGCCGAGCCGCAGCUCAGCGAGGACGUGCCUGUCGGGGGGGACCGCGACCUGGUCAGCGACCUCAUGGACAAGCACAAGGUGUUCCAGAAGGAGCUGGGCAAGCGCGCCAGCUGCAUCAAGAUGCUGAAGCGCUCGGUGCGGGACCUGACGCGCGGCAGCAGCAGCGUGGACUCGCAGUGGCUGCAGCGGCAGAUGGAGGAGCUGAGCGCGCGCUGGGACCUGGUCUGCCGCCUGUCCGUGGGCAAGCAGGCGCGGCUGGAGGCCGCGCUGCGCCAGGCUGAGGAGUUUCACACCCUGGUUCACGCCUUCCUGGGCCGCCUCUCCGAGUCGGAGAAAACCCUCAAGUACGGCGUGUUCCCCGAGGAGGAGCUGGCGGUGCAGGAGUGCCAGAGCCAGCUGCAGGAGCUGCUGAAGUCCCUGCAGUGCCAGCAGCUGGAGCUGGAGUGCAUCACCUCGCUGGGGGAGGAGAUCCUGUCCACCUGCCACCCCGACUCCGUCAUCACCAUCAAGUCCUGGGUCACGGUUGCCAAGAGCCGCUUCCAGGAGGUGCAGAGCUGGGCGCAGCAGCAGGGCGAGCGGCUGCAGGUGCAGGCGUCCCGGCUGGCGGCCGAGCGGGAGGAGACGGCGCAGCUGCUGGACUGGAUCGCGGCGGCCGAGGAGGCGCUGAGCCUGCGGGACCAGGAGCCGCUGCCCGAGGAGGCCGAGCAGCUGGAGGAGCUGAGCGCCCAGCACGCGGUGUUCAUGGAGGAGCUGAACCGCAAGCAGCCCGACGUGGAGCAGGUCACCAAGAGCUGCAAGCCCAAGCUGGAGCUGGGCACGCCGGCCGCCCGCCGGCUGGCCACACGGCACCGCAGCACUGGGAAGGCGCAGGGAUUGCCGGCGGUGCCGCUCGGGGGGCUGGAGCCCCAGACCCCGCUGAUGGCGCAGCUCCUGCACCGCUGGCAGCAGCUCUGGCUGCUGGCGCUGGACCGGCAGUACCGGCUGGAGACGGCCCUGCGGCGCCUGCGCGAGCUGGAGGAGUUCGCUCACUUCGACUUCGGGGUGUGGAGGAAGCGCUACAUGCAGUGGAUCAGCCAGAUGAAGUCGCGCGUCCUGGACGUGUUCCGCGGCAUCGACCGGGACCAGGACGGGCGCAUCAGCCAGCGCGAGUUCAUCGAGAGCGUCCUCUCCUCCAAGUUCCCCACCAACGUCCUGGAGAUGACGGCUGUGGCCAACAUCUUCGACAUGAACGGCGACGGCUUCAUCGACUACUACGAGUUUGUCAGCGCCCUGCACCCCAACCGGGACCCGCUGCGCCGAACCGCCGACGCUGACCAGAUCCAGGAUGAGGUGAACAGGCAAGUGGCCCAGUGCAACUGCGCCAAGCGCUUCCAGGUGGAGCAGAUCAGCGCCAACCGGUACCGGUUCGGGGAGUCGCAGCAGCUGCGGAUGGUGCGGAUCCUGCGCAGCACCCUGAUGGUGCGGGUCGGGGGGGGCUGGAUCGCGCUGGACGAGUUCCUGGUGAAGAACGACCCUUGCAGAGUGAAGGGAAGGACCAACCUGAAGAUCAACGAGAAGUACUUGUCCACCGACGCCUUCGGGGCCGCCGGCAAGUGCGCGGGGAACCCGUCGGCCGCCUCCUCCAAAGCGCUGUCCCCCAGCCGCUCCAGCUCCAGCCUCAGCCUCUACAGCAGCGCCUCGGCGCCCAGCAGCCCCAUGGCCAGGAAGUCGGUGCUGCGGAGGACGCGCUCCGGUGACCGGUGUCCCCGCUCCCGUGGGUCCCUGCUGCCCGAUGGCGCGGAGCUGCAGUUCACCGCGGCCGAGGAGAGCACGGCCAUGGCACCCCCAGAGCCGCCCGAAGGGUCCCCCCCGGAGCGCCGCAGCCCCUGCCGCUGACCCCCGCCCGCCCCGCGCCCGGCACCGUGGCCACCCCACUCAGGACUCUCCUUGCCGGCGGCCCCGCGGCUGGAUGAUGGCGAAGCUGCCGGCCCCGUGGUCUCCAGCCCGGAGCUGAAAGCCGAGCUGUCCGUCUGUCUGUCCCCGACCCCGCGGGCUUGGCCCCGCUGGAUAUGCAAGUACCCCAGACACAGCGAGCCCCCCGGCCCUGGCUGGCGCAGCCCCGUCCCCCUCCCGAUGCCCCCGCCGAGCGCCCGGAGCACCCGCAGGGGUGGGGUCAGCCCCAGCCUGGCCCCCCAGCACCGGCUCCCGCGGUACCCCCGGCACUCAGCGCUGCUGGCGGGGGGUCCCCCCACCCCCGUCCUGCCGCCUGUGCCCGGGAGGUGGCUGGAUUGGUACCCGGGUGCUGGGCCCCUCGCCAGGUGCAGAGCCCCGAUUCUGGUGCUACCCCUCCCCUCGGGCCUUCGGUGUGCGCGGGGCCCUGGCACAGCCGCCCCGGCAGGGAGCGGUGCCACGGGUGGGGGUUCCUCGCCCCCCCGCCAGCAGCCCCCGUGGGCAGCGGGACCCCCCGGCUGCCGCAUGUUCCGUCACCCGCUAACCGGGCAGCAGUAGCGCUGAAUGUAACCCCGGCCGGGCACGGCCCCGCCGGCCGCCAGAAAGAGUAGGUUUGGUUUUCUAUGAGCACCCGGGCCUCGCUGCA